UGAAUGCGGGCUAAUGAGUGAGCGAAGAGAGGAAAGGAGGUUGUGCGCGAGCUAGGAAAGGAAAGAAAAGGAACACCCUACAUCUUGCCUUUAGCCUCUGUUUCCUGCUGUUCUGUUUUAUUAUUUUAUAUAAAUACAACCUUUGGACAGCUCGGUGGGAUUUUCCUUCAGAAGGAAGAAGAAAAGAAUCGAAAUAUUUUUUUACGGGAAAGAAAAAUCAGUUCGUCGCCUCAAAUUCAAACAUCCGGGGAAGCUAGCUCGCUCGCGCCGUCGGCUAGCUCGCACAACCGAAACAUUUAAGCUAAGCUAAACUAAACUAAAUAUUUAUCUCGUAACUUUCUGUAUUUUUCUUCCUGAAAACGCUCAUUUGUGUUUGUUAAGCAAAUAAGUCUUAGUGUAAAAUAUAUAUAUAUUAAAAAAUAAAUAAAAAACAAACAAAAAAAAAACAAAGUCGACUGUUUAUAGAUAGAUUUCUCUCGCGCACAGAUUUUAAAGGCUCUGGUUUGUAGGUUAAAAACUCCUGAAUCGCGCUUGGUCCAGCUUCAGCCUCGUUACGAAUUCAACAGCGUGUUUAACGGCGUCUUGAGAGAAAGGGUGUAGUUAUAAAAUGGCCGGAGUGAACAGUGUAGAAGCGGUGAAGCGCAAGAUUAAAGUUCUGCAGCAACAGGCGGAUGAGGCCGAGGAGAGAGCCGAGGUCCUGCAGAGACAGGUCGAAGAAGAAAAACGCUCAAGGGAGCAGGCCGAGGCGGACGUCGCUUCUCUGAACAGGCGCAUCCAGCUGGUUGAAGAGGAGCUGGAUCGAGCUCAGGAGAGACUCACCACAGCUUUGCAGAAACUGGAGGAGGCAGAGAAGGCUGCAGAUGAGAGUGAGAGGGGCAUGAAGGUGAUUGAGAACAGGGCCCUGAAGGAUGAGGAAAAGAUGGAGCUGCAGGAGGUCCAGCUGAAGGAGGCCAAGCACAUUGCGGAGGAAGCUGACCGCAAAUACGAGGAGGUGGCUCGUAAGCUUGUCAUCAUCGAGGGUGAUUUGGAGCGCACAGAGGAGCGAGCAGAAGUUGCUGAGGCCAAAAGUGCGGAAUUGGAGGAGGAGCUGAGAAAUGUCACCAAUACCUUAAAGUCCUUGGAGGCCCAAACUGAGAAGUAUUCCCAGAAAGAGGACAAGUACGAGGAAGAGAUCAAGAUUCUCACGGAUAAGCUGAAGGAGGCUGAGACCCGCGCCGAGUUCGCCGAAAGAUCAGUGACCAAACUCGAGAAGACGAUUGACGAUUUGGAAGAUGAACGCACAGAAACUGAGCGCGAGGCCAUUACAGAAGAGCUGGACCAUGCUCUUAAUGACAUGACCUCCAUGUAAAUACUUAGCAUGUGUGUGCAAUAGAGUGAGCGCUGCAUGUGACUUCAAGCCUGAGACUUGCACUAGAUGUUUAGGAUAAGGUCCUCUCAUGGUGCAUACAAGUGAACAAGCAGAUUUUGUGUGUGGGCUUUCAGUUUUUGUUUUUUUGUUUUUCUAGUUUCCUGCUGAACAAGUAGGUUCACCAACCGGAAAGGUGAAAAACUACUCCUUAUUGACUUUAGCAAAAGUUUUCAUUUGGCAUCUAGGCUAUAUUUAAACAUUAACAGGCUUCAUGGUGAUGUGAUGGUCUGUCCCUCCAGGAUUACGCGAUUUUAAGAUCACAGAAAUUAACGCAAAAUCGAGCAAACUCCGCAAUAUUCGGUGGAGCUUGCGGGUCAAAAUUUUCCGCAGGUUUGGGCCGAGACGUGUCAUGUGACGUCAUCAAAUCGCGUGUUCAGCCAGAGAUCUCAUCGAUUCAUUUGUGUCGGACUUGAGCACAGCUAAACGGUCUCGAUUACCAACAAACAUCACAUGCAAAACAAUUUCGUAUUAUUCAAGUAGUUUUCAACAAAAAGCACAAAAAUUUGCACGUCUCAUUGUAAAUUCGGAUGCAGCCAUAGUCUUUUGUAACCGUUCCUACCAAGUAUUUCUAAACAAGUCCCAAUUUGUUGCUGCCUUACUGAAUCAAUAAAUAAACGAGUACCUUUUGAGAGAGAAUAAAGGGUGCAAGUCAAACUCGAAUGCUAUGUUUAUGUGCGAGUACCAGGGACUUGCUGGCUUUUUGUCGAGGACAUGAACAUGAUGUGCUACAUUUUGCUACUUUUUUUAUUUAGACGAGGUCACACAUUUUGAUCUUUGGUUUCCCCUGAUGCACUUAACUUGCUAACUGUCUUGGCAUGUUGCUAUGCUAGUCUUUUUUUUUUUUUUGCACCCCUGUAGGUUAAUGACUGGUUACUAAUAAUGAUUCUUGGCUCGUCCGAGUUCCUUUUCCUCCCUGGUGAAGUCGCAGAGAACAUACCGGUAGUAGAACAGAUGAAAAUAGACCUGUAGUUACCCACCUACACACCCCGCUGUUGCAUCGCGACCUUAUUGUUUGCUCUUUGCACACUGCUGAGCUCUGUGAGAGCUGUGCUUUAGAUCUAGUUGAGGUUGGUGUGUAUUUUCGAUCACUCUGCAGAAUAACAGGAUUAGCAGCAUGCUAAGAGUGGUUUCCUGCAUGGUGUUGAUCUGGAGUGCAGAGUGGCGUGGGGGGUGGAGCGGGGGUGGGUUGUCAUUACUGUGCAACUUCUUUCAGUUUUCCGUGUUUGUAGUAAGACUGCACAAUAAUGACUCCAGUAAAAAUAAUUUCAUUAUCAUAACGCUGUACGUUUUAUGUAGAAUUUAUUCUUACACACAAAAUCUGCACAUUCGGUUAAUCAGCAUCUUAAUUGUGUGGGUAACUAUGAAUACAACCAGACAGACCUUUUUAGCUUGUUAACGGGCUCUGAUACUUAAAUUUAAAGGAAAGGUAAUCAGCUGAAUAUCUACUGUGUUUGAGUAGCAUGUUAUUUAAUGCACAGCAUCUGAUGCUUACUCAGUAAGAUGAUUUGUAUUAUCAGAUAAGCUCAUAAGAUGUUUAUAAUCACAAUUGGUGGCUUCUUGAAUAACUUUAAUCCUUCAAAACAUGGCUUAGAUGUCAAGGAAACUGUGCACGUUGACUGUAAUGUUGCGUUCCAGUUUAGUUGCUCUCUUGCGAGCUCUCUCUCUCGCCCACAUUCUCU
Ictalurus furcatus (blue catfish) is the source of this 3087-nucleotide messenger RNA. Its product is annotated as tropomyosin alpha-4 chain. Gene Ontology annotation, cellular component: actin filament. The coding region runs from base 608 to 1348 and encodes 246 amino acids. Gene Ontology annotation, molecular function: actin filament binding. The transcript has 8 exons. Gene Ontology annotation, biological process: muscle contraction; actin filament organization. The record is from RefSeq and is a predicted model, not a curated record. NCBI's taxonomy places the organism in Eukaryota, Metazoa, Chordata, Actinopteri, Siluriformes, Ictaluridae.